Molecule: messenger RNA, 618 nt
Organism: Corylus avellana
Lineage: Eukaryota; Viridiplantae; Streptophyta; Magnoliopsida; Fagales; Betulaceae
Source: RefSeq, a predicted model, not a curated record
AUGGCGUCAGGGUUUGAUGAAUUUGAAGCCCAUCCCAGUCUUACCAGUGAUGAUCUCAAGUCAACAACAGCCCUUGAAAGGAAUUUCUCCUGCCUUGUCGAUCUUGGCAUGGCUUGGUGGCAAGGGAUUGCCACAGUUGCUGCUGCCAAUGUUAUCCUGUUGGUCCCAUUAAUCCUGACAGGUCAUCCCAGCACCCGUUAUGGUAUUUCCUUUACAGUUCUUGCAAGAUCCUCUUUUGGAAUCCGUGGCGCCCAUAUCCCUACUCUUCUAAGAGCCUUGGUUGGUUGUGGCUGGUAUUAUGGGAUUGAGACUUGGAUUGGCGGCGAGGCAAUCUUUCUUCUUUUGCCAAAAGUCAUCAAAGAAUCAACCUUUUCACAGAUUUUGCCUUGGCUGGGAGCUUCCCCUAUUGGAUUUGCUUGUUUCAUUGCUUUUUGGCUGGCCCAAUUGACCAUUGUUUGGAAAGGAAUGGAUGGAAUCAGAGAGCUUGAGCAGUACUCUGCUCCAAUCCUCAUUCUGCUCACUUCCUGCCUCCUCACUUGGGCUUAUGUCAAAGCUGGUGGCUUUGGUUACAUGCUCUCAGGCGCUUUGUUUACCCACGUCACUUGCCAGCUCAACUGA